Molecule: messenger RNA, 3417 nt
Organism: Manis javanica (Malayan pangolin)
Lineage: Eukaryota; Metazoa; Chordata; Mammalia; Pholidota; Manidae
Gene: SGPP1
Product: sphingosine-1-phosphate phosphatase 1
Biological process (GO): sphingosine metabolic process
Cellular component (GO): endoplasmic reticulum membrane
Molecular function (GO): sphingosine-1-phosphate phosphatase activity
Source: RefSeq, a predicted model, not a curated record
AGGCGCGCGGCGGCCGCUCCGGCCUGUGGCGCCGUCACACGCCAGAACCGAACCGGUGGAGCGAGGCGCCGCUGCCGCUGGCCAGGCGCGCGGGGACCGUUCGGGGCUGCGCCCGGGGCGGCCCGUCCUCCCGCCGCCGUGCCCCGGUCCGCGGGCUGCGCAAGUCCCGUUACCAUGUCGCUGAGGCAGCGCCUGGCCCAGCUUGUUGGGUGGCUGCAGGAGCCGCAGAAAGUGGCCCGUUUCCAGCGGCUGUGCGGGGUGGAAGCGACCCAGAGUCGCUCCGCCGCGGCAGCCGUCGACCCGAGGGAGGAUGAGGAGAAGGCGGAGGCGCCCCUGGCCGGAGACUCCCGACGCCGAGAGCGGCAGCCAGGGACGUCCGGAGGCCCCCAGCCGCCCAGGAGCGACCGCAAUCAGUGCCCCGCCAAGCGGGGAGGCGGAGGCGGCGGCGGCGGCGGCGGCGGAGCCCCCAACGGCAUGGGGAACGGGCUGGCCACCGAGCUGGGCCCGGCCUCGCCGCGGCGCGCGGGCGCCCUGCGCCGCAACUCGCUGACGGGCGAGGAGGGCCAGCCGGCCCACGUGAGCAACUGGCCGCUCUAUUACCUGUUCUGCUUCGGUACGGAGCUGGGCAACGAACUCUUUUACAUCCUGUUCUUCCCUUUCUGGUUCUGGAACCUGGACCCCCUGGUGGGCCGGAGGCUCGUGGCCAUCUGGGUUCUGGUCAUGUACCUGGGCCAGUGCACCAAAGACAUCUUCCGCUGGCCGCGGCCCGCCUCGCCGCCCGUGGUCAAGUUGGAGGUCUUCUACAACUCCGAGUACAGCAUGCCCUCCACGCAUGCCAUGUCCGGCACCGCCAUCCCCAUUUCCAUGAUCCUCCUCACCUAUGGCCGCUGGCAGUAUCCUCUUAUAUAUGGACUGAUUCUUGUUCCCUGCUGGUGUUCUCUAGUUUGCCUAAGUAGAAUUUACAUGGGAAUGCACUCCAUUCUGGAUAUUAUUGCUGGAUUCCUAUAUACCAUUUUAAUCUUAGCUAUCUUCUAUCCAUUUGUGGACCUGAUUGACAACUUCAAUCAAACUCACAAAUAUGCACCAUUAAUCAUCAUCGGGCUUCAUUUAGCCUUAGGGAUCUUUUCUUUCACACUCGACACCUGGAGUACAUCCCGGGGAGACACAGCUGAGAUUCUAGGAAGUGGUGCUGGAAUUGCAUGUGGAUCUCAUGUUAUCUAUAAUGUGGGUCUAAUAUUAGAUCCUUCUCUGGAUAUAUUACCUUUAGCUAUGCCCCCCAUUACCAUGACUCUGUUUGGAAAAGCCAUAUUGCGGAUCCUUAUAGGGAUGGCAUUUGUACUAAUAGUCAGAGAUAUGAUGAAAAAGAUCACCAUUCCUUUAGCUUGUAAAAUCUUCAGUAUACCGUGUGAUGAUGUUCGAAGAGCAAGACAGCACAUGGAAGUUGAACUUCCUUAUCGGUAUAUUACCUAUGGAAUGGUUGGUUUCUCUAUCACAUUUUUGAUUCCUUACAUAUUUUUCUUUAUUGGUAUCUCUUGAUGGAGAAAUACUGUUUAUGAUAAGAAAGGAGGGUAUCAGUUACUGAUAAUCUAAAAAUAUAUUCUAGGUAAAAGCCAAAUCAGAGUUGGGCUUUUGCAGGAAUUUAACUUGGUUAUUUAAGUAAAUUCCUAAGAGUCAGUGCAUUUUGUUAUUGCACAUCCAAAUAUUGUUUUAGGUGAGCUGAGCUAUUUCAACAGUGAGAAAAUGAUAAGUAUCCAUUUAGAAUGUUCUUGUAAUAUUUGGAGGGUUUUGUGCUGUUAUGGAUUCCAGUUGUAUAUAAUAUAUAUUAAGUACAUAACAUGCGAUUAUGUAUCUAAUAUAUGUUAUAUAUAAUAUGCCUAAGUUUAAAAAACUAUAAAAUCAAUAAUAAUAUGCAAACAUUGUACCUGUGUACUUGGACUUAAUACAGGUAUGUUGUUAUUAACAAAUAUAUUUAACAUAUAUCUACUAUGGGAGCCAUUUCCUAAUAGAAUUGCAGAAUUACUAGCCCAGAAGUCACAUGCUAACACAUUGGUUUACUGCCUCUUGUUUACACUGCCAGCACCUUUCAUGUUACCCAUGAUGUUGAACAUGGGAGGCAUUUUUAAUGGACCAAAUUUGCAGAAAAAUUAGUUUUGUGAUUCUUUUUUUUUCACCCAGUUCUGAACACUGUGUUGAAUGUAUUUUAUUUGCAAUAGUUCUGGAUAUCAGCUUAAUAAUUCAGGUACUGAAUUUUAUUGCUUGCUAAGUGUGCCUUUCUGUUGCUGAAUUAAUAAAUGCUAUGUAUACUGUGAUAUAAAAAUAAGAUGAUAACUUUAUCUUAAGUUAUAUAUAAUCAGGCUAACAUUUAAAAAAUGCUAACAUUUAAAAAGCUGACAGGGCUAGAAGUAAACCAUCCUCAAUUCUUUAGCCUUUGUUUAGAAAGAAAUGUGGAAUGGGCUAAACUUUCUCACUAAUUUAUUGGGAAGCUAAAUGGAGAUUAUUUCCAUUUUUGUAGCUUUUUUUCUGUGUAUUAUAAGUUAUAAGAAUAAGAUAUAUUUUUUGUACAUUGUCUUGAUGGUUUAUAUUGCAGGUAGAUAUUUCCAGUGAAUGGAAAUGUAAAAGUUGAAAUUUAUAGAUGGGACAAUGCACAUGCUUCAUAUGUAAACAAACCAUUUUUCUAAAUUAUUUGGAAAGGAUUGGACUGAGCAAUGUUACUUUUAGUACCAUUUAUUAUUAGCUACUUAAGGUAAAUUAUAAAAUGUAGCAGUAUCAGUAUUUUAGAUCCUAUUAUCUUUUUCAACUUUAUUAUUUUCACAUAGUGGAAAAUUUGGGUAUAGUAUUAAACUCUUCUUUAUUCUGUCUGUGCCUUUAUAUUUUGAAGUGUAGUUGUAAUUAAGUUAACAUUAAGUUUACUUGUGGUAAGUUUUUUCAUAAAAAAGAAUUAACUUUCCAUAUAAAUGAACAUCAGGAGAAGAAUUACUGACUUUUGUGCAAUAUCUGAUUAUUCAGAAAUAUCACUUAAGGUGUUUCUAUUUGGGGCAGCAUAACUAUUUGAGCUCAUAUUUUUAUAAUUCUGAUUGAGAAUUUAGGGACAUGGUAAUUUUUACCAAUAUUGAAUCUGAUAAUUUUAAGUAAAGCAACUAAAUUUGAGACCCUUCCCUAUUGGUUAAAAGGAAACCAAGGCACUUAGGAAUUUAUCGGUACGUUGGAAAAUGUGCAAAGAACUUUUGUUUCAAAUUGUGCUUAAUAGAACUUUAAGGACUAUUUCCCAUUAUUUAGGUUUAUGCUAUUUUACUAAUUUUGUAUCUAGCUUAAAAGGCAUUUGAAAAGAUUCCAUUUCUUUGUCUUAUUAUUAUUUUUUGUCCUAUGAUAGUUCCAUGCUAAAUGUAUUUUAAAAUAAAAGCCAAAUUCAGGAUUAAA